AUGCAACUUCGCGUGAUGGAGCUCGAGCAGGAGAUGGUCAAGGUCAAGAGGGCGAACAAAGAGAUUGCUGCGCAGACAGAGCGGAAAGUGCGUGAAGAGUUCAGCAAAGAGAUAGAAAGCCUCAAGGCAGCCAACAAUGAACUCAAACUUGACCUCGCCAUCUCGCGCCAUCACUGCACCAAACACUUGGGGACCAUCCAGCGCAUGUCGGGUAUCAGCGAGAACUUCGAGGAGGAGAUCAGGCAGGUGGAGGAGAAGCUUCAGAGCCACAUAGACGAGCUCCUCCUCCAGGUGAAGGAGAAGGAGGCCGAGAACCUUCGACUGAGGAAGAGAAUAGAGGAGCUUUCUUCUAAGGAUAACAAGAACUAG
Messenger RNA from Guillardia theta CCMP2712, 369 nucleotides. RefSeq lists its product as hypothetical. The transcript has a single exon. Lineage: Eukaryota; Cryptophyceae; Pyrenomonadales; Geminigeraceae. The coding region runs from base 1 to 369 and encodes 122 amino acids. The record is from RefSeq and is a predicted model, not a curated record.